Molecule: messenger RNA, 1401 nt
Organism: Pezoporus flaviventris
Lineage: Eukaryota; Metazoa; Chordata; Aves; Psittaciformes; Psittacidae
Gene: SLC25A14
Product: solute carrier family 25 member 14
Exons: 10
Coding region: 3-995 (330 amino acids)
Biological process (GO): mitochondrial transport
Cellular component (GO): mitochondrial membrane
Source: RefSeq, a predicted model, not a curated record
GGAUGGAGCUUAGCGCAGCCCGCGCUUCCGGAUCCGGUGGUUCCGGGCUCCGCCCGCGCCGCCGCUCUCCGCCAUGCCAUGUCCGCGCUGAGCUGGAAACCCUUCGUGUACGGCGGGCUCGCCUCUAUCGUGGCCGAGUUCGGCACGUUCCCUGUGGACCUCACCAAGACGCGCCUGCAGGUGCAGGGCCAGAGCGCCGAUGCGCGGUUCCGCGAGGUCCGGUACCGGGGCAUGUUCCACGCCCUCUUCCGCAUCUGCCGGGAGGAGGGCGGCCGCGCUCUCUACUCAGGGAUCGCCCCUGCCCUGCUAAGACAGGCAUCCUACGGCACCAUAAAGAUCGGCAUCUACCAGAGCUUGAAGCGGCUCUUUGUGGAUCGCAUGGAAGGCCUGGGGCAGACAGUGGCCUGGCCUCCUCUGGGAAUUGCAGUGAUGAAACGUUGCUGAUCAAUGUCAUCUGUGGGGUGGUUUCAGGGGUGAUCUCCUCUGCGCUUGCCAACCCGACAGAUGUGCUAAAGAUCCGAAUGCAGGCUCAAGGCAGUUUAUUCCAGGGGGGCAUGAUUGGCAGCUUCAUUGACAUCUACCAGCAGGAGGGUACCCGAGGCCUCUGGAGGGGUGUUGUCCCAACAGCUCAGAGAGCUGCCAUUGUGGUCGGCGUGGAGCUGCCGGUCUACGACAUCACCAAGAAGCACUUAAUCCUGUCGGGGCUGAUGGGUGACACCAUCUUUGCCCACUUCGUUUCCAGUUUCACCUGUGGGCUGGCUGGCGCCAUCGCCUCCAACCCCGUGGACGUGGUGCGGACACGGAUGAUGAACCAGCGGGCGAUCGUGGGCAACACAGAGCUCUAUAAGGGCACCCUGGAUGGGCUGGUGAAGACAUGGAAGAGCGAGGGCUUCUUUGCACUCUACAAAGGUUUCUGGCCCAACUGGCUUCGGCUUGGUCCCUGGAACAUCAUUUUUUUUAUCACAUACGAGCAGCUGAAGCGGCUUCCAUUCUGACAGCUGGCUUCAGCCCCCUGAGUCCUCUCCAGGACGUGCAGCAGAGCUUCGCUGUAGCCUUCCUUCAUCUCACCAUCCCGUGUCUUGCUGUGUUGGUAAUUGUGGGUCUGGGCCCUCACCUCCCCAAGUGCACGGUCCCUGGAGCAUGCUCUGGCUGAGGAGUACCUGGGAGGCUGGAGGCGGGUGCUGUGUGAGUCUUUGUGUCAGGGCAAGCGUUAAGGGUGUCUGAGCGGGCUUGAGCGGUAUCUUCUGUGAAGAUCUGGGUGCUCCCGUGGCCUUUGGGUGCUGCCGUGGGGGGUGGUUUGGCUCCUGUGUGCUGCUCGGCCGUGGUGGAGACUGGGCUGGGUGGGUGCUGGCGUGUGUCCUACCUGGAACCUCAUUAAAUUAUUUAUUGACUGGUGGCUGA